Molecule: messenger RNA, 390 nt
Organism: Cylicostephanus goldi
Lineage: Eukaryota; Metazoa; Nematoda; Chromadorea; Rhabditida; Strongylidae
Source: the annotation of a GenBank genome assembly
UCACCUGCCAUUCGACGACCUCCUCCUUUGGGACGACCACCUCCAAUGGCGAUUUCCGGUUCGGAAUGGAAGUCAGCGGAAUGGAAGGGAGCGUGGAAGCCAGUGCACUAUGAGAUAGCCUUUCCGUUACUACUCUUCAAAGACGAUAGCGAUGAUGACUAUGAAGAAUUUUUUACUGCACGAGAAAACUUUGAACAGGACAUUCUCUCUAGACGGGAGGAACCUCGGCGUCACGGUCGAAGCAAAUCGAGGACACGCACCGUUUCCACAGGUGCUCAAGUUGUCGUCAAGGAACCGCGCUCGAAAUCAGCCGUUCGUGACAAGUCCAAGUGUAUCUGGCGCUCAAAAUCUGCAGGCCUUUUAGAAACGCCGAGAACUACUAUUGUUUAA